This is a messenger RNA of Periconia digitata, 1971 nucleotides long. The record is from the annotation of a GenBank genome assembly. Lineage: Eukaryota; Fungi; Ascomycota; Dothideomycetes; Pleosporales; Periconiaceae.
UUCCAAACUCCCAACAUGUCUGGUAACCCAUUCCGGGCAUCCCUCGUCCCCCAAUACCCCGCCGCACCGCCGAGCAGCUCCAAUGAUACAGACAGCGGAACACCUCAGGCUCGCCCUGAUCGCGGCGGCGAUGCUGUGCUCGACUCGACUUCCAUGCCUUCCACCAAGACAAAGAAAUCCGUCCGCAUAGAAUCCCCCACUGAGACCAUACCUCCGCAUCCGGGCUUCUACGAUGCAGAUAGCCCUCCCCAUUUCCCUUCAUUAUCCGAUAUAGACAAUGCAUAUCUACCGGCGGCCUCCGCUGCGCAAAAAACACAGGUCGCUUCCUCGAGUAGCUCACAGGGCGAUGGAGUAGGCGACGGAUCAGACCCACGACAGUUUUCGAGUCGCGCCAUGACAGAUGCUUCAACUGCAUACUUCGAUGCCCCUGGAAUCAAGAAAUCAUCGCGGGGUGCUCCACCGAAUCCGUUCGCGAAGACUUUGGCGCAUAUUGAGCCUCAACGUAUGGUCGGCGGAGAGCUGGAAGAACCGAACAAAGAUCGAAUAAGCGGGGGUGAAGCAGCAUCAAAAGCUUCAAGGACGACAUUAGACGUAGAGAGCUUCAAGAACAUGCUCAUGACUGGCAUAUCCGGGAGUCCGCGAGAUUCCGGUCCACCACCACCACCACAGAACGCACUUGCCGCGAACUCUAUCAGUGCCCCCGUUUUGGAAAGCAGCAGCACAGACACUUCGUCCACAUCCCGACAAUCUAUAUUUGAAUCCGUUCAAGAAUCACACCCCGAAUCACCACAUACGAUUAUGGCGGCUUCGGAUGACGAGCAAGUUGCCUUGAUGGCGGAACUUGGCAGCAAGAAGGAGAAGAGGAAAUCCCUGCCGCCGCCGGCCCCAAAACGACGACAUGGAAAACCAGUCGUGGCUUCGAGGACUCCGGAAACCGUUUCAUUUGAAGGGUUUGCUGUGACGCAGCCUACGGCUACUUCUCCGCCGGCUGUCAAGAAGAGCGAUUCUGAUACGAGCAAACCGCUUCCGCCCACACCACCAACUGUAUCGUCAUCACCGUAUAUUGUUUCGCAGCAUAGUGCAUACAAUGCAUCGGAUAGCAAAAAAACAGAGACUGCGAGUCUAUCCGACGCGACUCCUGCGGCUCAAAAGAAAGUGCCACCCCCUGUGCCGCUUGCUCGAAGACAUUCUCAGCUACGGAACCCAACGGCAGGAACCAGGUCACGGAGCAAUUCAUCCUUAACGAUGACAUCUCAGCACUCAGCCGAUUUUCCCAUCAGUCCAAGCGUCAAGGAAGAACACACAUCAACACCAGUCCAAAAGGCACCGCCUCCCCCUCCGCCCACAAGACAUAGAGGAUCAGCAAUACCGGCACUUGGAACAUCUAGCGCAAGUUCUUCGUUGACAGAUGUAUCUACAACUGGAACUGUACGCCGACCCCCCGUCACAUCUCCUAAUCCUCCUUCCUCCCGACGCACGACCGUAUCAUCCGAUCCACCAUCACCUAAAGCAAGUCUUGGUCGAACAUCGUCAGUGCACUCAACCCGCAGUAGCCAACGCAUCGUCUCAAAUGAAAGCGCUAGCUCCGCAAUGCCACCACCCCCUCCACCUCCCCGCCGACGCCAAUCUGGACGCACCCCCUCCGAUAAUCAACAACCACCCAGUAACCCCAGCUCUCCUAUCCUUGAAACCAGGCGCUCAAGCACCGAGUACAAACCCUCCAGCCCAGACAGCAAAAGACGUACCAGCGUAGCCAGCGAGAGCUCCCUAAAGUACGAGUACGCGCCCGCUGCUGCUGCCAUCGACAAUGAACAUCCUCUAUACUCACCACAGGAAGAGGAGAGCGAGGACAAAGUAGGUAUGGACCAAGCGCUAGACCACUCGGCGAAUAGGAACAGCAUUCUGGACGAUAUGGCUCAGUUUCAGAAGGAAAUCGAGGAGUUGAGGGAGCGGUAUCAUCAUGCAGCUUAG